Messenger RNA from Ectocarpus sp. CCAP 1310/34, 693 nucleotides. The record is from the annotation of a GenBank genome assembly. Lineage: Eukaryota; Phaeophyceae; Ectocarpales; Ectocarpaceae.
AUGACAAACGUGAAAGACUGGAGGUGCCGCCAUCCACAGUGCAUGAAGCGUCCGUCGUACAGAAAAGACAGUAGCAAGGAGGCGGAGUUCUGUGCCCAGCAUGCGGGACAUGGCAUGGGCAAUGUUAGUAAUAAGAGAUGCGGCCAUCCAGGUUGCACGAAGCAGCAAUCGUAUGGAAAAGAAGGCAGCAAGAAGGCGGAGUUCUGUGCCCAGCACGCGCGACAUGGCAUGGUCCUUGUUCGUGCUCAGAAGUGUGGCCACCCAGGUUGCACUAAGCAGCCAUCGUAUGGAAAAGACGGCAGCAAGAAGGCGGAGUUCUGUGCCCAGCACGCGCUACAGGGCAUGGUCCUUGUUCGUGGUCAGAAGUGCGGCCACCCAGGUUGCACAAAGCAGCCAUCGUAUGGAAAAGACGGCAGCAAGAAGGCGGAGUUCUGUGCCCAGCACGCACAACUGAGCAUGGUUGAUGUCACGAAGAAGAAGUGCGGCCAUCCAGGUUACACGAAGCAGCCGUCGUAUGGCAAAGACGGCGACAAGAAUGCGGAGUUCUGCUGUCAUCAUGCGCUACCGGGCAUGGUUGACGUGGUUAACAGGAGGUGCCGCCAUGCAGGGUGCAUGAAGAGGCCGUCGUAUCGUAGAGCCGGCAGCAAGAAGGCGGAGUUCUGUGCCCAGCACGCGCGAGGGAGGAAUGAUUAA